AUUACAUUUGAAUUUGAUGCUGGUAUCACCUAAUUUGGUCACGUGACCCACUUAUCAUCUUUCCGAAUCCCAUAGACAAUCCUUCAUCGACUUCUUUGGUUUAUAGCCACGAGGUUUUUAGCUAUAUUUCAAUUUAUUAGUGAAAUAAUAAAAAUACGCUUCGUUUUCUUUGAACAAAAUGCCACCCAGUAAUCCUUUGCCGCCCAAAGAAAAUGCGCUAUUCAAAAGAAUUUUGCGUUGCUAUGAACAUAAACAAUAUAAAAAUGGUUUGAAAUUUGCCAAGCAAAUCCUCUCCAACCCAAAAUUCGCAGAACAUGGAGAGACCCUGGCAAUGAAAGGUUUGACUCUAAACUGCCUGGGACGCAAAGAUGAAGCGUACGAAUACGUGCGCCGAGGCCUUCGCAAUGAUCUCAAGUCCCCAGUGUGUUGGCAUGUCUACGGCCUCCUGCAGCGGUCUGAUAAGAAAUAUGAUGAGGCAAUCAAAUGUUACCGGAAUGCUCUUAAAUGGGAAAAGGAGAAUAUACAGAUUCUUCGGGAUUUAUCCCUUCUCCAGAUCCAGAUGAGAGAUUUAGAAGGAUACAAGGACACCCGGUACCAGCUGUUCAUGCUCCGACCAACACAGAGGGCUUCCUGGAUAGGUUUCGCAAUGAGCUAUCACCUGCUCGGAGACUACGAGAUGGCCAACAGCAUUCUCGACGCCUUCCGUACAAACCAAAUGAAAGGACCAUAUGACUAUGAACAUUCAGAACUGCUUUUGUACCAAAACAUGGUUCUUGCGGAAUCUGGACAGUUUGACAGGGCACUGUCACAUCUACACAAGUUCCAGACGCAGAUACUUGAUAAAUUAUCAGUGAAAGAAACGAGUGGGGAAUAUUAUCUGAAGUUGAAGAGAUUUAAAGAGGCGGAGGCAGUUUAUGAAGACUUACUAAAGCGGAACCCUGAAAAUGUGAUGUAUUACCAGAAACUUAUAGAAGCUAAACAACUUAGUGAUCCUGAUGAAAAAGUGGCCUUCUUCGAUGUAUAUAAGAAAGAGUAUCCCAAAGCAAUAGCGCCCCGGCGGCUGCAGCUGUCGGAAGCGGGUUCGGCGGCCGUGUUCGCCAGGCUGGUGGACGAGUACCUGCGUCACGGCCUGCACAAGGGCAUCCCGCCGCUCUUCGUCGACAUUAGAUCGUUAUACGCAGACAAAAGCAAAGCCGAGACGAUAGAAAACCUAGUACUGCAAUACAUAGAGAAUUUAUCCAAAACCGGCACAUUCAGUUCCGACCCGAGCGAAGCGAAACAGCCGGCUAGCGCUCUUCUAUGGGCGUACUACUACGCCGCUCAACACUUUGAUUAUAAGAAGGAUACGGACCGGGCUUUGAAGUAUAUCGACGCCGCGAUAGAACACACACCCACGUUGAUCGAACUGUUUAUUGUUAAAGGAAGGAUAUAUAAGCACGCCGGCGACCCGGUGUCGGCGUACCAGUGGCUGGAGGAGGCGCAGGCCAUGGACACGGCGGACCGCUACGUGAACAGCAAGUGCGCGCGCUACAUGCUGCGCGCCGGGCACGUGGCGCGCGCAGAGGAGAUGUGCGCCAAGUUCACCAGAGAAGGUGUACCAGCCACAGAAAACCUGAACGAAAUGCAGUGUAUGUGGUUCCAAACUGAAGCCGCGGCGGCCUACCAGCGCGCCAGGCAGUGGGGCGAGGCGCUCAAGAAGGCACAUGAAGUGGACAGGCACUUCUCGGAAAUAAUGGAGGACCAAUUCGACUUCCACUCGUACUGCAUGCGGAAGAUGACGCUCCGCUCGUACGUGGGCCUACUGCGGCUCGAGGAUGUGCUGCGCGCGCAUCCCUUCUACUUCCGCGCCGCGCGCGCAGCCAUAUCCGUGUAUCUGCGGCUUUACCAGUGCCCGCUGCAGGACAACGUGCAGCCACAGGAACCAGACACAGAGAAUCUCGCGCCGUCCGAACUGAAGAAGCUGAGGAAUAAACAGAGGAAAGCGAAGCGUAAAGCCGAACAGGAAAGCAUGCUGGCGGCACAAGUACAGGUGAAAAGAGAGCAGCACCACAAGGCGCGGCAGCAGCAGGAGCAGGGCGACCCGGAGGCUCCGCAACUAGACGAACUCAUCCCCGACAAAUUGGCUAGGGCUGAGGAUCCUCUAGAGCAGGCGAUUAAGUUCCUGCUGCCGCUGCGGACGCUCGCCGCCGAUAGGAUAGACACAUAUUUAAUGGCCUUCGAAAUAUACUUUAGGAAAGAGAAACCCCUCCUAAUGCUGCAGAGCAUAAAGCGCGCGUGGCGGCUGGAGCCCGGCCACCACCACCUGCACGACUGCCUGGUGCGCUUCCGCGGCUGGCUCGACCAGAACCAGCUGCCGGCCGCCGUCGCCGAGGUCGUCAACAAGGAGACGCAGGAGUCGAUGCGGGGUCGCAGCGCUAUGCAGAUGGCGGAAGAGUUUUUCUCGGGUCCCGCGCUGUGGUCGCAGGCGGCCGCGCUGUGGGGCGCGCGCGCGCUGUGCCGCCUGGAGCCCGCGCGCACCGCGCAGGCCAGGGCGCAAGCCACCCGCCUCGACCAUCCCGACCUCUCCAUACAGGGUUGCGUGGAAGUCCUGGAGAGCCUCCGGGAAGGCGACUUCGGUUCGUGUCCCGCCGAGACGGAGGCCUACAUGUCCGCGUGCUCGGCCCGCUUCCCGCACGCCAUCGCCUUCAAGCCGCCGCAGCCCGAGGAACCCAUCCACCAGGCCGACGCCAGAGCGCCCAAGGAACAGAACAACUGAGGUCACUACGUUCAGCUAGGUCUACAAGCGUAAACAUGGCUCC
This is a messenger RNA of Cydia amplana, 2798 nucleotides long. RefSeq names its product N-alpha-acetyltransferase 15, NatA auxiliary subunit (gene Naa15-16). NCBI's taxonomy places the organism in Eukaryota, Metazoa, Arthropoda, Insecta, Lepidoptera, Tortricidae. The transcript has 16 exons. Gene Ontology annotation, molecular function: protein binding. The coding region runs from base 179 to 2755 and encodes 858 amino acids. Gene Ontology annotation, biological process: N-terminal peptidyl-methionine acetylation. Gene Ontology annotation, cellular component: NatA complex; cytoplasm. The record is from RefSeq and is a predicted model, not a curated record.